Gasterosteus aculeatus aculeatus (three-spined stickleback) is the source of this 4829-nucleotide messenger RNA. The record is from RefSeq and is a predicted model, not a curated record. NCBI's taxonomy places the organism in Eukaryota, Metazoa, Chordata, Actinopteri, Perciformes, Gasterosteidae.
GGGGGAGAGGAGAUGGAACACUCGCUUGAGCAUCCAAAACACACGGGAGCGGUUCGCCACCGAGACCGGAGCACCGGACCCACCCGAAGCAGCGGCGCGCUCCCCGUCCUCCCUUGACGCCUCUCCGCCGCGCGUCGGCGCCCUGCCUCGGCCAGAGGCAUUAAUCUUAACGCCCUCCGUCUCCGCUGGUGAUUCCUGCGCGAGGAUCGGAAGGAGACUCUAUUUCCUCAAUAAAGACCUUUGUUCCCCAACAUCCGCCGCAGCUCCCUUCCCCACCUGCCAUGGUGACAUGACACACCCCUGAGUGGCUUUGCUCCUUUCUCGCACACAAAGACCAUCUCCUGGGCUCCUCGGACCCCUGAACUCUUGGCUCCAGCAGACAAAAAACAUCUCCCCCCUCCCACGCCCCAACACCUCCCCCUCUUCGCGAUGACGGUGGCCGUGCGAUUCCGUCGCCACUUGCGCAGGCUCCUGCUCCUGCUAGCCUCCUGCUGCCUCCUCUCCCUCCUCCUCUCUGCCUACUUCCUGUUCACAAACUCCUCCCCUUCCAUGCAGCUUGGACAAUCCCCCGAACCCGCCUGCUCCCAGCCGCUGUCGCCCUACCAUCAACUUCCGUACCCGUACCCCCCCAACCCUCCUCACACGCAUAUCCACACGGACCCAGUAGUGCUGGUGCUCGUUGAGUCCCAGUACUCCCAGUUGGGUCAGGAUAUUGUGGCUAUAUUGGAGUCAGCGCACUUCCAGUUCCGCAUGGAGAUCGCCUCGGGGAAGGGCGACCUUCCGCCGCUGACAGAGAAAGGUCGUGGCCGAUAUUCCCUCAUCAUUUAUGAAAAUCUAUUAAAGUACGCACAUGCGGACACGUGGAACAGACAGCUGUUGCAUCAAUACUGUACUGAGUACAGAGUGGGCAUCAUCGGUUUCUACCGCUCCACCGAGAACUCACCGCCUUUCCUCAAGCUCAGAGGCCUCCCCGUGGUCCUUCGUACCAACCAGGCACUUUGGGACUGCUGUGUGGUGUCUAGCUCACCUCUGCUCCACCUGACCAAGCCCGGCACAGAUCGGGGGGCUCUACCGGGGGCUGACUGGACCUCAUUUUCCUCUAAUCACUCCACCUACCAGGCUGUGCUGCAUGCACGGGCCAAGGAGGGAGCCGGGGCAGGUAGCGGCGAUAACCCGGGGCCGGGCUUCAGCAUAGGCCUCCAAGCCACGGUGGUGCAGGACAUGGGACUGUACGAUGGGGUGAGGCGAGUUCUGUUUGGCCAGGGACUUGGCUACUGGCUCCAUCGACUCAUCCUGGUGGAUGCCAUCUCCUACCUCACAGACAGGAAGCUUGCCUUGGGUCUGGACCGGCACAUACUGGUGGAUAUAGACGACAUUUUCGUGGGAAAGGAAGGAACACGGAUGAAUAACAAGGAUGUGAAGGCUCUUCUUGAUACUCAGAAACAGCUGCGUUCUCAGAUCUCCAACUUUACCUUCAACCUGGGCUUCUCGGGGAAGUUCUACCACACAGGCACGGUGGAGGAGGAUGAGGGAGAUGAUUUACUAUUGAAGUAUGUGGACGAGUUCUGGUGGUUCCCCCACAUGUGGAGCCACAUGCAGCCUCACCUCUUCCACAACGAGUCCUCACUGCUGGAGCAGAUGGUCCUCAACAAGGAGUUUGCUCUGGAGCACAGCAUCCCAGUGGACAUGGGCUACGCCGUGGCCCCUCACCACUCAGGUGUCUACCCUGUUCACCUUCAGCUCUACAAGGCUUGGAGACACGUGUGGAACAUCCAAGUGACCAGCACGGAAGAGUACCCCCAUCUCAAACCGGCACGCUACCGCAAGGGUUUCAUCCACAACGGCAUCAUGGUGCUGCCCCGCCAGACGUGUGGCUUGUUUACUCAUACGAUCUACUAUAAGGAAUAUCCUGGUGGACCAAAGGAACUGGACAAAAGCAUCCUUGGAGGAGAGCUGUUUCUCACUGUGCUGCUCAACCCCAUCAGUAUAUUCAUGACCCACUUGUCUAACUACGGCAAUGACCGACUGGGCCUUUACACUUUCGUCCACCUGGCCUCCUUCCUUCGCUCCUGGACAAACCUGAAACUCCACACACUCCCGCCCAUGCAGCUUGCACACAAGUACUUCCAGCUUUUUCCUGAACAAAAGAACCCACUGUGGCAGAACCCAUGCGAUGACAAACGACACAAAGACAUCUGGUCUAAAGAGAAAACCUGUGACAGGUUGCCUAAGUUCAUGGUCAUUGGCCCACAGAAAACUGGAACGACAGCACUUUAUCUCUUCCUACUCAUGCAUCCCUCCAUCUCCAGUAACUUCCCCAGUCCGAAGACGUACGAGGAAGUCCAGUUCUUCAACACCAAUAACUACCACAAAGGAAUUGACUGGUACAUGGAGUUUUUUCCCGUGCCCUCUAAUGUUAGCACCGACUUCCUGUUUGAGAAGAGUGCCAACUACUUCCCCUCUGAGGAGUCUCCCCGUCGAGCUGCUGCCCUGCUGCCCAAGGCCAAGAUCAUCACCCUGCUCAUCAACCCGUCCGACAGGGCAUACAGCUGGUAUCAGCAUCAAAGAGCUCACGAGGACCACGCAGCCCUGAGGUUCACCUUCUAUGAUGUCAUCACUGCAAGGGCGGGGGCGCCGGCCGAGCUCCACUCCCUGCAGAGUCGCUGUCUCAUCCCCGGUCUCUACUCCUCACACCUGGAGAGGUGGCUCACUAACUACCCCGCUAACCAGGUGAUGAUCAUAGAUGGCCAUCAGCUGAGAACUGACCCUGCAGCGGUGAUGGACGAAGUCCAGAAGUUCUUGGGAGUCACUCCUCACUUCAACUACUCCCAGACCCUCACGUUUGACCCCCAGAAGGGCUUUUGGUGCCAGCUCCUUGAGGGGGGGAAGACAAAAUGUUUGGGAAAGAGCAAAGGGAGAAAGUACCCUCCAAUGGAGCCAGAGGCUCAUGCAUAUCUCUCCAGGUACUACAGGGAACACAACGUGGAGCUGUCAAGGCUGCUGCAUCGCCUCGGACAGCCCCUCCCCUCCUGGCUCAGAGAGGAGCUGCAGAAGGUAUUUGUACGGCCCGGGUUGUUGCAGGAAAGCUCGCUAAACCUCAAAGGACAAUUACGGUUAUAGUUUUAUUUUUUAUAUUCCUAAUCAUCAUUUAUAAAGCGUUGCCAAAUUUUGAUUACAUUUUGUUCACCUCUGAUUGUUGCAUGGAAAUAUAUUUGUCAUCACCUCUUUCAACAGAACCUGUCUCACUACAAACUAGUGAGAGAGGAAAGAAAAAGCACAAUACGAGAAGGCUACACAUUUUGACAGAACAUUCUAUGUUCUUCACUUGUACGAAGAAUCGGAAUAAAUAUGUUAGCUCAACCUUACAAAGAAACAAAAUCAAAACGUUUGGAUAGAGUAGCUACAUAAAUGCGUCUCGCUUCCUUGUGAGUAUUGUAUUUAAUAGAGGCUUGAGGCUUCCUGGUGUAAGUGCCAAUCAUGUCAGUUGAUCUCUGCACAGCCCUCUUUCUUCUGCGGUGCUCAACAUAGUUUUUCUUUCGUCUGUGGAUUUAUUUGUUCUGCUGUUUGCAACGGCUUGUGAAUUACAGGGAGCCGCUUGACGAGUCUGUUUAGGUUGUCCAGCCCAUUCGCUGUGAUUGCAGCGUGUUCUCCUUCCUUUUUCACGGUUGGUAUUUGAACGGGGGCGGUAAACAAAAUGGGAUUAAAUGACUACUUUCCCCCUGUGCUUUCUCUCUUCUCUGUUUCCCCUCUCUAUCCCCGCCCUCUCUUUACCACUUUCUGAAGGUUAGAUAACCUUUGCAUCCAUGAACCAGGGUUAAAGGUCACAGGGUUAAAGGCCCGGAGCACCUGCCCUUCGGAUGAUCCAUCUGUGACCUUUUAGUCCCCCCCUGAGGUGAAGCUAGGACGGGAUACCUUGUCACUCCUGGGAGCUGUGACGCAGCUGGGCUGAAGCCGAACUCUUUGAAGGACGACAGGUGUGAUGGAGGAGUCAGAGCUCCAGGUGACUCUGCCAGCUCGGCAGAAUGUGGGACUAAAAGGAAGAUGACCGUGAUGGACAAGGAGCAUUUGGAAAGUCCCUAAAACUGGGGGUGAACUCUCGUGAAGAGCUGCGGCGACUUUGAUAGUUAUUACUUUUUCAAUUUUCACCUCUAAUUUAUGAUGCCAGAACAGCGCUGGUCAGCUGUGUGUGGUUCUCAUAGAGAUGACUUUGCACUAAGUUCUGUCCCAUUUAUCUCUCCAAGAUAAAAGAAACCUCCUAUGUGGUUAUGUUUGUCUUUUUUUUAUCUUUUAGUUGUUGUUUCUUUUGUCACAAUGAGAGUAAGCAGGGAUGAUAAGUGCUUUGACUCAGGGUGAUCGACAGGAUUCCCAUGAUAAGUUAAUUCAUUGUUUUUAUGAGCUUAUUUUUUUAAGUGAAGCUAGUUUCUGGUAGAUCUGGUAGCGUUGUUCACCUUUAGAGAUGUCACUUUUUUUGGCCCAGAAAUGGGUCCCUAAAGCAAGAUGCAUUGCACGCUCAUUAUUUUCCUGUUAAAAACCAUGCAGAAGAACUCUGUGUCCAUUUAGCAGAGCAUGAGCGCUGACGAUUCGGGCACCAAGGACUGAGGCCUCAUGAGUGUGUGACAAAAAAGAUCUUUAUGGAUGUGACACUUAAUUCCGAGACUCUUUAAGUAGCUACAAUUACCGCAGUUUUUGUUUUGUCCAUGUUUCAUCAAAGUAUUUUUCUUUCUUUUUUAAAACCAGUGGCCUACGUUGUUGAGCUUCUAUUUGACUGCAAAAAAUAUAUAAAUGUCAAACACAGAAACAGAAAUAAAAGAAAUGCAUAUUACUCAUGA